Archocentrus centrarchus (flier cichlid) is the source of this 3773-nucleotide messenger RNA. RefSeq names its product excision repair cross-complementation group 5 (gene ercc5). NCBI's taxonomy places the organism in Eukaryota, Metazoa, Chordata, Actinopteri, Cichliformes, Cichlidae. The transcript has 15 exons. Gene Ontology annotation, biological process: nucleotide-excision repair. Gene Ontology annotation, molecular function: DNA endonuclease activity; single-stranded DNA binding. Gene Ontology annotation, cellular component: nucleus. The coding region runs from base 213 to 3569 and encodes 1118 amino acids. The record is from RefSeq and is a predicted model, not a curated record.
GGUGGUGUAACAGGGUAAUGGGACCCUUCAAACCGGGAACUUUCAUGCGAAGGCAAUAAUUGCUUUCCGGAUGAAAAUACUGUUGCAAAAAACGUUAAAAAGGGAUUCCUUUUUUCUGCUCCAGUGGCUUUAAUGGUUCAUCACGCACAGUGCCGUCGCGGUAGUGGUGUGCCUCCGUUUUUCAUGUGUAAGUGCGUUUUGGAGCGCAAACCAUGGGAGUGCACGGACUGUGGAGGCUGCUGGAGAGCACCGGGAAACCCAUCAACCCUGAGACUCUGGAAGGAAAGAUCCUCGCUGUUGACAUCAGUAUAUGGCUGAACCAGGCGGUGAAAGGAGUGAGGGACCGGGACGGCAACAGCGUCCAGAACGCCCACCUGCUCACUCUCUUCCACCGCAUCUGCAAGCUGCUUUUCUUCCGCAUCAGGCCGGUCUUUGUGUUUGAUGGCGACGCACCGCUGCUGAAGAAGCAGACCCUUGCUCUGAGGAGGCAGAGGAAGGAGGAGCUGACCCGUGAGUCCAGAAACACGAAUGAGAAACUCAUCAAAACAUUCCUGAAGAGACAGGCUAUCAAAGCUGCUCUUGGAGAUCACAGUAAGGAGCCUCUCCCCAGCCUCUCCAGUGUGAAGAGAAAUGAGGUGGAUGACAUGUAUGUUCUGCCAUCCCUGCCCCCUGCAGAGGACAAGGACAAAAGCAGUUCAGAGGAGGAGGAAGAAAAAGAGGAGGAGGAGGAAAUUGUUGACAGUUAUUACAUGUAUCAGGGAGAAGUGUGUGAAGAUCCCAACUCAAUGGACAUCAACUCGGAGGAGUUUGCCAGCCUGCCUCCUGAAAUGAAACACGAGAUCCUCAAAGACAUGAAAGAGUUUUCCAAAAGACGGCGCACCAUGUUUCACAAACCUCCAGAGCGGUCAGGAGACUUCUCGCAGUACCAGUUGGCCGGCCUGCUGCAGAGGAACCAGCUGAACCAGCGUCUGGAGGGAGUUGAGAAAGAGAUGAACCAGCGAAAUGUGGGCAGCGCUCCAGAGCUCUGCCAGCAGGACGGAGCUCAGCACAGUCGUAGUGUGGAGUCACAGCGACUUGUUUCAGAAGACCAUUCUCACUAUAUCCUUAUUAAAGACUCCAAAACGAGUGAGACUGCCGCUGAGAGCCGACCUGCAGCUGCCCCCUGGUCUGGGAGCACCCUGUCAGGCUGUAAAAGACGGGCCCCGGACAGACCUGAGCCCCUGUGGCGUCCUGUCUGUGAGGAAGAGGAGAAAGUGCGGGCUUCCUCCUCAGAAGACUCCAAACCCUCUGUAUCAAAACUGUCUCAGGGAGACACAUCACCGCCCUCGCCUCGAACACUCAAAGCAAUCCAGGCUGCGAUUAACGAUAGCUCCGAUGAGGAGAAGUGUGACCAGAGUAAGACGGAUGGCAGCAUGUCUCCACGAACACUGCUGGCAAUCCAGCAGGUUCUGGCUGAGGAGGAAGGUGGAGCUGUUGAAUUUAAUAGUAGCUCACCCAUCAAACCCCACACAAAUAUCCAUCGUCGUGUGGCACGAGUGGUCACCAGCAGCUCAGAGGAAGAGGCCGAACCUUCGAUCAAAGAAAAAGAUGUUAAGACGAGCCUGACAGGACACAGUCUGCAUGUCAGAGACAGGUUGUUGGAUAGUAGUUCUGAAGACGAGAUGGAAGAAUUGAUUGGACAGAGAAAUAAAGCACUUCGAUUUGCAGCAACAGAAAUCAACUCAGAAGGUCAGACAAAGAAAGCAGAAUUGUCUGAGGAUAUAAGGUCAGGAAGUCCCGCCCGAGUCGAGAAACGAGAACAGAUUGAGAGAAGAGACACAGAGCACAAACCGCAGGACACUGCUGCUGCUGCAUCUGAUCGAAACGCCGCAUCUACAAGCCUCUCUCCUCAGCUCUGUGGAAGACCUGCUGCACUCUUAGAGAAGUUCACUGAAGCUCCAGAGACAAAUGGAUACGAAGUGAAGUCAGAGAGCAGCGAGGAAGGUGAAUCAGAAGAGAGCUUCAUUGAGGUGUCAGACGACUCAAAAGAGGAGGAUACAGAUGACUCACUUGUGAUAACUGGAGAGAAAACACAUCCAGAUGAAGUCCAUAAAGACGAGGCAAAGGAGGAAGAAAAAUCCGAGGAAAGUUUAACAGAACUUUCCUCGGCUGCUCGUCUGAACUCAGAGGAAGAAACGGACACAAAGACACAGAGUGAGACGAAAGAGGAGACAGAGGCAGACUCCAGGUCAGCUCCAGCCAUCAAUGAAUGGGAACACUUUGAUGUGGAUGAGCUGGAGGCUCUGGAGAGCUCACUGAAAGUGGAGCAGAGCAACCUGAGGGAGCAGAAGCAGCAGCAGGAGAGGAUGGCCAACACAGUCACUGGGCAGAUGUACCUGGAAAGCCAGGAGCUGCUGCGGCUGUUCGGCGUGCCGUAUCUGGUGGCUCCGAUGGAGGCCGAGGCUCAGUGUGCAGCACUCGAUCACGCUGACCAGACGCACGGGACCAUCACCGACGACUCGGACGUGUGGCUGUUCGGGGGACGUCACGUUUACAAGAACUUCUUCAGCCAGAACAAAUAUGUAGAACAUUACCAGUACAGCGACCUGCAGAACCAGCUCGGUCUGGACAGGACUAAAAUGAUCAAUCUGGCUUACCUGCUUGGAAGUGACUACACAGAGGGUGUGCCGGGGGUCGGAUAUGUGACUGGUAUGGAGAUAUUGAAUGAGUUUCCGGGACCAGGACUGGAGCCAUUAGUAGAGUUCAGUAAAUGGUGGUCAGACACUCAGGAGAAAAAGCGCCUGGUGGCCGAUCCUCGCGACACCAAAGUUAAGAAGAAACUGAGGGAUCUAAAGCUGCAGCCUGGUUUCCCCAACCCUGUGGUGGCUCAGGCUUACCUGCACCCUGCUGUGGACCAGUCAGACAGCUCCUUCAGCUGGGGACGCCCACAGCUGGACAUGAUCAAAGAAUUCUGCCUGAGUCGCUUUGGCUGGAGCAGCCGGAAAACAGAGGAGACUGUUCAGCCUGUGAUCAAGCAGCUCAGCACCCAGCAGACUCAGCUGCGGAUAGACGCGUUCUUCCGCAUGGAGCAACAUGAAAAGCAGGCGAUCCGCAGCCAGCGACUCCGCAGAGUUGUCACCUGCUUGAAGAGAAAAGAGAGAGAAGGAGGAGGAGGAGGAGGAGAGGAGGAGGAAGAGGACGACAGUGAGGACGAAACACAUUCUCCAUAUAAAUUCAAGAAAGGGAGUCAGAAGAAAGGAGGAGAGGAGAAAGAUGUGAGGAGGUCUGUGGCAGGAGGAGGCUUUUUAAGUUCAGAGAUGAUGGAUGAAUCUCCUCUUACAGCUCUCAAAGAUAUCAGCAGCACCAGUCAGGAGUCCCCCUCAGUAAAGGCUGUCCCUCAGUCGAGUAAAACUCCACCUAUGAGGGGUAGGAUGAGCAGCAGCAGCUCUGGUGAGGAUAGUGACGGUGGUCCUGGGGUUGCUAUGGUUACAGCCCGAUCUGUGUUCGAGGGAAACCAAAGAGGCCGUGGAGCGAAAAGCACGAGAGGGAGAGGACGCAUGAGAGGAAAGGGCAGGGGGAAGAAGAUAUGAGGACUCCAAACUGCACAUGAACUUUGAGAUCAUGCACACUCCCAAAUGACUGAUAUUUAAAGGCCUGAUUAAACUCAGGGCUUUUCUCCAUUACAAAACAUGAAUUUUGUUCAUAAUUGCUGUGAACUAUUAAUAGGAUAUUAUUUUUCCUAGUUGUAGAUGUAUGUGUGAGAGCAAUGAGAAAACUUUGCAUUAAAUCUUUGA